Molecule: messenger RNA, 1489 nt
Organism: Hevea brasiliensis (rubber tree)
Lineage: Eukaryota; Viridiplantae; Streptophyta; Magnoliopsida; Malpighiales; Euphorbiaceae
Exons: 1
Coding region: 96-1034 (312 amino acids)
Source: RefSeq, a predicted model, not a curated record
CAUUGCGAGUCCUUUCCUGGUUCUGCAACAUUAAACAUGUUAUUGAAUAACUUACAUUUUGAUGUUGAUUUUGUCACCAACAAAGAGAAGUUUCAAUGUCAAUGUCUUUCCCACAUCCGUUGAGAGCCUUCUCAGUGGGAGCUCAAGCAAGCACACGUUUAGCAGAGAAAAUAGCAGAUGAUCCUCCAACCAAUAAAACGCCUCAGAGCAUGGUUACCUGUGUGUACCAGAUGCAUAUAUCUGCAUGUUGGUGUAAUGUUACAGUUCUAUGGUGCAAGAACCUCAUGAAUCAUUCCCUCAAUCUCAUCUUCAAUAACCCUGAUGGUGGUGAAAUCUAUUACAGUUGCAAGAUUGAACUUAAACCAUGGCUUUUCUGGAGCAAAAAAGGGAGCAAGUCAUUUGAGCUCGAAGGAUGCCAUGUUGAUGUCCAUUGGGAUUUACGUUCUGCAAGAUUUUCUGGCAGCCCCGAGCCGAGCAGCGAUUAUUAUGUUGCUUUAGUUUCGGAGGGAGAAGUUGUAUUAAUGUUGGGAGAUUACAAGAAGAAGGCUUACAAGAGAACAAAAGCAAGACCUGCUCUUGUGGAUCCUACCUUAUUUUACAAGAAGGAAAAUGUAUUUGCCAAGAAAUCAUUCUCUACUAGAGCUAAAUUCGACGAAAGGAAACAAGAACAUGAAAUUGUUGUAGAAAGUUCAACGACAGGACCUAAAGACCCUGAGAUGUGGAUUAGCGUAGAUGGAAUUGUGGUGAUUCAUGUUAAGAACUUGCAGUGGAAAUUCAGAGGGAACCAAAGUGUGAUGGUUGAUAAGCAACAGGUGCAAGUUUUGUGGGAUGUUCAUGAUUGGUUGUUUAAUAGCCCUGGAGCAGGUCAUGGUUUGUUUAUAUUUAAACCAGGGGCACCGGAGCCUGAUGAUGACCAAGAUUGCAGUCCUCACGGUACCGGUAGUGAUGCCAGCGACAUGAGCAAAUAUUUUUCAACGAGAAGCAAUGCAACACCUGAAUUCUGCCUUUUUCUUUAUGCAUGGAAGAUGGAGUGAACCUUAGUCCAUGCGCGUGGCAAUGGCUAGGAUGAGAAUAAACUUUGUGCAUAGCCAUUCACAAUUCUCAUUGCCUGGAGAUUUUUCAUGCCAGUAGAAUUUAAGUUGUAAAAUCUGUUGCUUCCAUGGGCCUGAACCCCUUUAUGAUGUGUAUUACAUUCAUUAUAUUUGCAAGAUCCAUUGGGAAGUAUAUGGUUCACGCUCACUUUGUAGUUGUGUACCGUGCAGUUGUUGGAUAGACCUUAACAUCGUUCACAUUUGGUCAGUUUAAUCGAUGAUUUUUUCAGAAAUACAUGCAAUACACUCAGAGACCAUAUCUGGUUUCGUUGACGGUUCCUCAUAAAACCAACUAAAAUCCCUUUUUGUGCAUCACGAUUCUCAUAAAUACAGUACAUCUCAUAUGCAAUAAACACUGAUUUUCCACAAACCAUUAUUACUGCUUGACAUGAUUGCAG